Suillus fuscotomentosus is the source of this 926-nucleotide messenger RNA. RefSeq names its product Osmotin thaumatin-like protein. The coding region runs from base 53 to 754 and encodes 233 amino acids. Lineage: Eukaryota; Fungi; Basidiomycota; Agaricomycetes; Boletales; Suillaceae. The record is from RefSeq and is a predicted model, not a curated record. The transcript is spliced from 5 exons.
UGUCUAAACGAUAUCAUUGUCUCCCAUUUCUAAGUCGUCUAAUCCUUGCUCAAUGGCCAUUCUCUCCGCUUUAGUUUUGGCCACUAUCGUGACCGUGGCUCGAGCCCAGUCUCUCACCGUUCUAAACAAAUGCUCUGAAUCUGUUUUCUUGUACACGAGCACUAGCUAUGGUUCUAUCGACACCAACGUCAACAUUGCUCAAGGCCAGAGUGCAAACCUAGGCAUUAGCUCCAACUGGGAUGGCGCUAUCAACGUCGGUACUGGAUGCAACAGCGACGGUACUACGUGUACCACUGGUGGGCCUACCUGGGAUGGUAACACUCCCUUCAGUAGAGCCGAAUUUAACUUUUACGCAAUCCCUGGAAGCGUGACAUACGAUCUCUCGUUCAUCUAUGGGUAUAACGUUGGAAUGGAGAUUUCCUCCGCUGAUGCGAGUUGCGAUGCCUUCGCUUGCACGAUCUCAUCUGGCUGUCCCGUUCCCGGACCUGGAUCCGACACGUGCUACUCCCCGUGCUGCUCCUCUGCGAGCGCGUGCAGCGGUGGUGCUCUUCCCGCCGGCGGCGGAGGCUGCGUUAACAACGAGGGCCCUGGCCCCAACAGUCCUUUCUACUAUGACACUUGUUAUAAUGCCUAUGCAUUCCCUGACAAUGACGGCGCGAAUGGCUAUGUUCCUGCUGACUUUGUCGUGUAUACUUGUGGGAACACCGAUAUCACUCUUACUCUGUGCCCUGGCAUAACUUCUCACUACACCUAGUAGAUAUAGGCGAUGGGUGGCUAUUUAUGUUGUAAAUUGGAGCUGUCGUAUUCGUUCGAUACAGCGUGGUUUCUUGGUGCUAAUCUUGUCGGUAGUUGUUUGUGGGUAGCAAAUUAUGUCUAUAUGUAUGUACUUUGAAUGGAAUCGGUUCGUAUAUGAUUGUCAAAUUCAA